Messenger RNA from Eucalyptus grandis, 890 nucleotides. Its product is annotated as glutaredoxin-C3. Gene Ontology annotation, molecular function: glutathione disulfide oxidoreductase activity. Gene Ontology annotation, cellular component: cytoplasm. The record is from RefSeq and is a predicted model, not a curated record. NCBI's taxonomy places the organism in Eukaryota, Viridiplantae, Streptophyta, Magnoliopsida, Myrtales, Myrtaceae. The transcript has 4 exons. Gene Ontology annotation, biological process: cellular response to oxidative stress. The coding region runs from base 99 to 503 and encodes 134 amino acids.
CGCAGUUCGCAGUUUCCCACGGAGCUCACGCAAGAAGCAGAGCAAAACCUGCUCCCGCUUCCCGCUUCAGCGAAGAAGAAGACGAAGAGAAGGAGGAGAUGGGCGGCUACCGGCGGGCAGCUCGCCGCCUCCUUCUCCCGGGGCUCGUGGCGGCGGUCCUCCUGUCCCUCGCAGCGGCGCCGAAGGAGGCUGCCGCUUCGACUUCGUCCUCGGCCUUCGUGCAGAAUGUCAUCUUCUCCAACAAGAUCGCCAUCUUCUCCAAAUCCUACUGCCCGUACUGCUUACGUGCCAAGCGCAUUUUCAGUGAGCUGCAUGAACAACCGUAUGUUGUCGAACUUGAUCUUAGAGAUGAUGGUGCUCGAAUUCAAAAUGUUCUUUUAGAUCUCACUGGUCGACGCACUGUCCCACAAGUAUUUGUGAAUGGCAAGCAUGUCGGUGGCUCUGAUGAUCUCAGUGCCGCCGUGAGGAGUGGUCAGUUGCAGAAGCUCCUUGCCAGUAGUUGAUGAGGUACCAGGAACUUAGAAGUAGAAGGAUAUGACUCAUCUUUGUACAUUUUGACAUCUCAUUUUGUUAGAUAGGGUGUUUGGCUUUUGAGUAGUGCAGAGAUACAGCUUUCUGGGAUUAGCUGAGUGAGUGCUAUUGAUUCCUGCAUGCCUUACUAGGCUGAAGGUACUCCUUUAUGAAUGAAAGCAAUUUGAUACGACAAACAUGAUUGGCUUCAUGAACUCUGCUUCCAACAACUGAUUGCUCUUACUCUCUCUGAGUCUCAAUCUGGUGCUUGGGCUUGUAUUGUCAGUUGCUUUGUACUCUGGGCGGGAAGCAUAUCAUUUGUCCACAUGAACGAUAGUUGAAGCUUGGCAGAAUAAUACUUCUUUCUACUUGGGAAUUAA